AUAUAUUACCACUCUAGCAUUAAACAAUCACUCUUUCUCUUUCAUUAUUCUCUCAUCAGUUUCUUUCAUUCCAAACUAUCAUAUUCAUCUUCAUCAUCACCACCUAAAACUCAAAGCUCUAGCUUCAUCUUCAUGUUCCAAAAUCUGCUAGUUUGUCAUAGUAGCCGCCAGAUGCACCAAACGGAAUGAGAAAUAAGGUGGGAAGUAGUGUUGAUUUUGAGAUAUUCACUUGGAAAAUUGAAGAUUUCACAAAGAAAGAUAUCACCAAAUUAAGCUCCAAGGCUUUCAAAAUACGUGGCUAUACAUGGAAGCUUCUUGUGCAUCCACUGAGGAACGAUGUGAAUCAUUUUUCAUUGUAUUUGAUGGUUGCUGAUAAUUUACCUCCUUAUGGAUGGACAAGAAACACUUUCUUCAAGUUGGCUCUAAUCAAUCAAGUUGAUAGAAGAAAGUCAAUUGUAAAGGAGACACAACAGAAAUUCAAUGGAGGACAUAGAUGCUGGGGUUCAUUCUUCAUGAAUCUAAAAGACUUCCAUGACCUUAGACAAGGUUACAUUGUGAGGAACACAUGCAUCAUUGAAGCACACAUUUGUGUCUCCAAUUUUCCACCACCUCUAGACACCAACAUUAUCAACCCAAUCAAUGAUGAUUCCAUCUUAGAAAAUAAUAACACUAAUAAUAAUCCAUCACCUCCAACAACAAAUCAUGCUAAUCUUCGAUCCUCAUGUGAUGAAAUUACAAAUAGCCCCUCAACAUCAUCAUCACAAUCAUCAUCAAGGUCUAGUCCAAAUGAAUCAUUAGGUACUAAUAGUGAAAUCCAAGCUUCAUCAAAAAAACAACUAAGACUAAGAGACCUAAUAGAUUUGCAAACCUUCUUAAAAGAUCACAUUCCAUUGUUAGAAGAAGUUUGCACAUGGCACCCUUCACUUUUACAAAGCCAAAAGAAUAGGACUCAAGCUUUUAGGUUAUGGGCAUUCACAUCAUUAGGCCAAGUUCUUCACUUUCUUAAGACAAAGAAGGUUAAGGACAUUGAUGACAAUGACAUAAAAACCCUUCAAGGUUUGUGGGAUGAACUUGAGAAGUCUUCAGGGUUUGAAUUGGCUUGGCUUCAGCCUUAUGUUGAGGCUGCAUUGAGUGUGAAGGCUCACUUGCAAAAAACAAAGAAAUUGAAGAAAUUGGUUGAUCAUGUUGUUGGUUUGGAAAUUAAGAUGAAGAAAUUGAGAGGGGAACUUGCUGCUGCUGAAGCUGAGUUUGAGAUUGCAAGAAAAGACUUGUCUCAAGUGAGAAAAGGGUUUCAAAAGAUGGAUGUGAAUGCUACUAUUGGUUAUGCCAUGUUCUAAUAAUAAUAAUAAUGAUGAUGACUUUGUUAUUAGGUGAAAACUCAAGUGAAGUCGACUUUACGUGAAGUUGAUACUGAGAGCCGUUAGAUGAUUUGACUGAUUUGACUGAAUUUUCAUCUAACAACUCUCACGUAUCAACUUCACGUAAAGUCGACUGCACCUGAGUUUUCCACCUUGUUAUUAUUAACAUGUGGUUAAUGAAUUUGUUAUUAUUGAUCAUAUGUUAUUAUUGGUCUCACAACUAAUUUUAUUUUCAGAUCUGGAAAUUAAGGUGCAGCUUCUUGUAACAUUUUUAACAUACCUAGAGUUAUUGAUCUUAGAAAUUGCUUCAUGUUCAUAGCUAUAUAUGUAAUUGGUACAGUAGUUUUGGUACUUUAUUAUUGUAAUGAUA
This is a messenger RNA of Arachis ipaensis, 1728 nucleotides long. RefSeq lists its product as uncharacterized. Lineage: Eukaryota; Viridiplantae; Streptophyta; Magnoliopsida; Fabales; Fabaceae. The record is from RefSeq and is a predicted model, not a curated record. Gene Ontology annotation, molecular function: protein binding.